AUGGCUUUGAGACCAUCACUUCUAACAAGAGGCUUGUCAUCAGCCUCCGGAGCCGGUGAUACUGGAUCUCCAGCUGAGCAGCGCGAUGAUGCAAAGAAGAACAUGUUGAAGGCAAUGCGGCCUCUGCCGACUCAGCAUUACUGGAAUGUCUACUUCGACCGACAGCAGAAGGAUCAACCCAAAUCUACCGAUGGAACUUAUACUGCCACCCUCGAGCAGCUCGGCUCCCAAAUCGAGUCCGUCCAGGACUUCUGGAGAUACAAUAACAACACCCCAGUUGACCAGAUCAAGAUGCGCGAGUCAAUCUACUUGUUCAAACAAGGUUUCCAGCCAGUGUGGGAAGACCGAAGAAACAUAAAUGGUGGGAGCUGGACCUUCAGGGUGCCGAAAGUCAAUGGUCCAGACUUCUGGACCAGAGUGCAGCUGAUGGCGAUUGGCGAAAAGCUGCAAAGCUGUCUCGAUGUUGGAGAUCAACUUUGCGGCGUUGGGCUUUCCGUUCGAUUCAAUUCUCAUCUCAUCUCGGUGUGGCAUCGUGAUGCCUCUCAGCAAAAGUCGAUCGAUGCGAUACUUGCCACAGUCCUGGAAGAGCUGCCUGCAGAAUUGAAGCCCAAGCCCGAUAAUUACUUCUAUAAGAAGCAUUCGGAUCAUGUUGGUUUCAAGGCCCCGGCCAUAACUACUGUUGCGCCGGCACCGGCUAUCGAAGUGCCAAAAGUAUAA
Messenger RNA from Hyaloscypha bicolor E, 717 nucleotides. Its product is annotated as translation initiation factor eIF4e. Gene Ontology annotation, biological process: translational initiation. The transcript has 3 exons. The coding region runs from base 1 to 717 and encodes 238 amino acids. Lineage: Eukaryota; Fungi; Ascomycota; Leotiomycetes; Helotiales; Hyaloscyphaceae. Gene Ontology annotation, cellular component: eukaryotic translation initiation factor 4F complex. The record is from RefSeq and is a predicted model, not a curated record. Gene Ontology annotation, molecular function: RNA 7-methylguanosine cap binding; translation initiation factor activity.